This is a messenger RNA of Symbiodinium natans, 2976 nucleotides long. NCBI's taxonomy places the organism in Eukaryota, Dinophyceae, Suessiales, Symbiodiniaceae. The record is from the annotation of a GenBank genome assembly.
AUGACAGUGGGUAACAGCACGGAUGACUAUGGCUGGGCUAUCGCCAUCCUCUGGGGUGUGCUUGCCUGCAUGAUGUGCUGCACUGGGAUACUCAUCUGGAGUGACUCGAGCAUGGAGACGAGACAGAGAACCUCCGAUGCUUUCGUCGGUGGCGUCCUGUUCUCAUUCAUGUGGCCGCUGCUGCUUUUGAACAAGUGCGGUGCGCGAUUUGCCAAGUUCUUUCUCCCCCCCAAGUCGGACGAAGUGGCCACCCACGAGCGCACCAUCGUCUUCGAAGGCAAGGUGCUCCCAGGCCGGGCGACUGUCUGCUCAUGGCCCGGGAAGUAUGCGUCCGCCUGGGACGCGCUGGUGGCCGGCGCCCCCAAGGAUGAACUGAGCGCUGCCGUGGUGUUUCUGCCCACCGGGUCGAAGGACUUCGGGCUCCAUGACCCCAUUCCUGCGAAGCAGGACUUGCAGGGCAAGUGUUGGUGCACUCCGCUCUACGGCGAGCGGAAGCCGUGGGGCUGCAGAUGGUGGUCCAAAUGGAUCGUGAACGUGGAGCUGGCCGUCGAACAGGGUGCCAUCCUUGAUGUGUAUUACUUUAAUGGCAAGAGAGGACAAGGCAAAGUGCAAGAUUUCACCACAGCUGGAAGAGAACAUCUCCGCCGCGAGGUGAUAUUCCGGCGCAAAGCCGACUUCCAGAAGUCCGACGAGUUCGGGAGUGCCCUGGCUGCUGGCCUCGAAAACCUGUCAAAGGAAGAAGGCCCAGACUCCUCCUCACCCUUCUCCCGCGAGCUGCACCGUCUCUUUCUGUCUUGGCUUCCUGAGAAAGACCGGCAGUUUCUGGAAGAGUCGGAAGGCUUAGGUCUCUCGCAAAAAGCGGAAGUGGCUUGGCUCGAAAGGAAGGGCUAUCCGUACACAGAGAAGGAGGCCGAGGAGCUCAUGGCGCGCUGCGGAGAGCUGACGCUGGAGGAGCGCAGCGCGUACAUUCUGAUGCAGCGGAUACUUCCUGGCCUGCAGGCAUCCGUCAUGACGCGAGAGGGCAAAGUUCAGGUCAUGAACUGCCUCUCGGAGUUCGGCUUCUACUCGGUGUACCUGGGAGAUGGCAGGAGCACUCAGCUCUCCGAGCAUGCGGGGCACCUGGUGCGCACCAAAGCGCAAGGUGUUGAUGAGGGCGGCGUCGCGGCAGGAUACGCGGCCCCAAAGCUGGGCCCGCAUCGCGGCUGGACGCUGGCAAUCGCCGGCCUCCUCGCCGCCUGGCUGGUGGCCUCGCUCGCGGCAUGCAAAACGCUGCUGCCACUCCGCGCCGCGCCAGGGUGUCUGCUGGGCGUCUGGAUGACCCUUCACUGCGACGUGGUCUUGAAGCACCUGGGCCGGAUGCUCCUGGUCCUGGUUCUGCCAGUGUGGCUGUGGCUGGCCGUGCUCCCCUUCUUGGAGGCAGCCUGGUGGGCCCCGUGCCUUCAUCUCCCUGGCGCCGCGGCCAGCGCCUAUGCCAUCCACCUCUCAGCCGGACAGGCCCAAGGCAAUGGCACGGAUGAGGCACCAGUGUCGGCUUGGGCAAGCGCUGGCCUGGCGGCAACCUGGCUGGCGUUGCCAUCCUCGCUGCCUCUCCGAUGGCCGACAGUCGCCUUCGCACUGCUGGGGGGAGUCCUCAGCUUCUUCAUCACGUUGAGGUCCGGCCACCCCACUGCCGACGUAUUCCUUAACGUCAAGUUGGUCAUCGGCCUGAGCUUCAGCUACACUCUGCCUGUACUUGCCGCCACUGGCUCUUCUGCCCUCUUUGUGGUGCUGGAGGUACUGGCCUGCUUUUGGACCCUAUGUCUUCUGAAUAUCCCACCCACAUCGGAUGAGUCUAAGCAAGACUGGGCUGUGCUGGGCUUCUGGGUCGUCUUGGGCCAUGGCCUUCCGGCGGCGGCCCUGUCCGCAUCCAGCCAGGCGGCCUGGACCUGCGCGAACUGGGCCUGGAUGUGCCAAGCUUGGCCCUGGCCUUUACUCUGUCUCCCUCUGCUACUGGGUGCUGCAUACCUUCUGCAGGAGUUCGUUGCACCUCUCUUGCGUGCACGGGGGUGUCGGGCAGCCCCAACAACCCUGGGCGACGUGCUGGCCCGGCUGCUGCUGCUGCUGGCGCUGGCUGCCGCGCCCGUCAUCCUCCAAGUCGACCUCGAAAGCGCUGCGCCCAAAAUCGAGAUGCCGGACAUCAACCCGGCCGUGUACGUCAAGCUCAAUCUGAGCGAGGCACAGAAAGUCAACAUCACAAAGCACGCGCUGCAAUGGCUGAGCAGGCCGCGCCCCAUGUGGCCAACGGCCGAGGAGUUGCGGCACCUGCCAGCCACGAGGACGGACUACUGGGCCACCUUCAUGCUCGCAAAGUUCUUGCUGGUGCUGGGCGCAUCGGCGCUCCUUCUUAGAAUCGGGCGCGCGCCCGCGCAGGCAGAGCCAGGUGCCCGGCACCACUACAGCCGCUUGCGGCAGGAUGAGGAGCAUGGGCAGGAUGAGGAGAGAGAGGAGUCGGGCCGCACGCUCUCAGACCACAGCUUGGACUUGCUGGCGUGGGUGCUGGUGCCCACCUGGCUGGCAAUCUGCACCAAGGUCUGCCUCUCUGCAGGACAGGGCGGGCAGCUCACUGGCGCAGGAAUGGCCUGGGAGGGCUACGACCUGCUCCUGACAGCAGGCCUGGCUUUCUUUCUGUUGCAGGCGAUAACCCUGCGCGCACAAAACUGCCGAAGAUAUGGCGCCGUCGAUGUGGCGGUGGCCAGCCUGCGCCUCUGGCCUUUCCUGGGGGACGCGUUCGACUCUCUGAAGGACGCAAUGCUUGCCUCGGUGGCCAUAUUUUCGGAGACCGGCUGGGUGCGGUGCGCAGGCUACAUCGCGCUGGCCUACCUCUGGGCGUUGCACAUGCUCAUCCUGCUGCCCCUGCGCGCCCAGCGGCUGGAGUUGGCCAGGGCAUACUUUCCGCUCUUCUUCGCCAAGCCAUCGAGACUUUGUCUUAGGGUUUAG